AUGACCUGCCGCUCCUACAGGAUCAGUUCAGGAUGUGGGGUCACCAGGACCUUCAACUCGUGCUCAGCUGUGGCCCCCGAAACUGGCAGCCGCUGCUGCAUCAGCGCUGCCCCCUACCGAGGGGUGUCCUGCUACCGGGGGCUGACGGGCUUCGGCAGCCUCAGCGUCUCAGCCCUGGGCUCCUGUGGGCCCCACAGAGCGGAGGGCGGCUUCCACACCGGUUCCUGCGUCCACAGCUUCGGGUACCGCUUCGGCGGCGUGUGCAGCCCCAGGCCACCCUGCAUCACCACCGUGUCGGUCAACGAGAGGCUCCUUGCGCCCCUCAACCUGGAGAUCGACCCCAAGGCACAGUGUGUGAAGCACGAAGAGAAGGAGCAGAUCAAGUGUCUCAACAGCAGGUUCGCUGCUUUCAUCGACAAGGUGCGCUUCCUGGAGCAGCAGAACAGGCUGCUGGAGACCAAGUGGCAGUUCUACCAGAACCGCCAGUGCUGCGAGAGCAACCUGGAGCCCCUGUUCCAGGGCUACAUCCAGACGCUGAGGUGGGAGGCCGAGCGCGUGGAGGCCGACAGCGGGAGGCUGGCCUCGGAGCUCAGCCAUGUGCAGGAGGUGCUGGAGGGCUACAAGGAGAAGUCUGAAGAGGAGGGGGCUCUGAGGGCCACAGCAGAGAACGAGUUCGUGGUUCUAAAGAAGGACGUGGACUGCGCCUACCUGCAGAAGUCAGACCUGGAAGCCAACGUGGAGGCCCUGGUGGAGGAGUCUAGUUUCCUGAAGCGCCUCUAUGACGAGGUGAGAAGGCCCCUGCCAGCCAGCCAGGAAGCAGGGAGGGAAGGCGAGCUCCAGGUCCUCAACGCCCACAUCUCAGACACCUCAGUCUUCGUCAAGAUGGACAACAGCUGGGACCUGAACAUGGACUGUUUCGUCGCCGAGAUCAAGGCUCAGUACGAUGAUGUUGCCAGCCGCAGCCAGGCCGAGGCUGAGUCCUGGUACCGCAGCAAGCUCCUCUACCUCCUCCCCUGA
Molecule: messenger RNA, 1017 nt
Organism: Mesoplodon densirostris (Blainville's beaked whale)
Lineage: Eukaryota; Metazoa; Chordata; Mammalia; Artiodactyla; Ziphiidae
Product: keratin, type II cuticular Hb5-like
Exons: 6
Coding region: 1-1017 (338 amino acids)
Biological process (GO): keratinization; intermediate filament organization
Cellular component (GO): keratin filament
Molecular function (GO): structural constituent of skin epidermis
Source: RefSeq, a predicted model, not a curated record